AUGAUUUUAAAAAACAAUUUAGAAAAAUCCCUAAAAGACCUAGAAAUGAGAAUUAAGGACUUAAAGCAAAGUAACGAAGGGUUGCGUUCACAAUUUAAAAAUUUAGAAGAAAAGGUUAAAGAGCGAGAAGAAGAAACCUUUGUCGUGCCAAAAACUAUAAAUAAUUUAGAAGAGAAGAAACCAAAGCUAAGCAAGAAAUCACUAAUAAUUGUGAAGAAAAAUUUAGAGAACGAGAAGAA
Molecule: messenger RNA, 239 nt
Organism: Funneliformis geosporum
Lineage: Eukaryota; Fungi; Glomeromycota; Glomeromycetes; Glomerales; Glomeraceae
Source: the annotation of a GenBank genome assembly